Naegleria gruberi is the source of this 936-nucleotide messenger RNA. RefSeq names its product rho family small GTPase. Gene Ontology annotation, biological process: small GTPase-mediated signal transduction. Lineage: Eukaryota; Heterolobosea; Eutetramitea; Acrasida; Naegleriidae. The transcript is spliced from 2 exons. The coding region runs from base 1 to 936 and encodes 311 amino acids. The record is from RefSeq and is a predicted model, not a curated record. Gene Ontology annotation, molecular function: GTP binding; GTPase activity.
AUGGAAACAAUCAAGUGUGUACUUGUUGGUGCGAAUAAUGUUGGUAAAACGUGUAGUUUAAUUUCCUAUACGACCAAUUAUUUCCCAGAAGAUUACGUUCCAACAGUUUUUGAUAAUUACAGUGCUAAUGUUAUGGUUGAUGGCAAGCCUUUUUCAUUGGGUUUGUGGGAUACUGCUGGACAAGAUGAAUACGACAGAUUGAGACCAUUAAGUUAUCCACAAACUGACAUUUUCCUGGUCAUGUUUGAUGUUGGUGAUCGUUCUACAUUGGAUAGUGCACUUGGUAAAUUUGUUAAUGAAAUUCAACACCAUUGUCCAAAUGUUCCAAAAUUGUUAGUUGCUAAUAAGAUUGAUUUGGAUAAGAGACAGGUCAGUAGAGAAGAAGGUGAAAGAUCAAGUAGAGUGAAGGGAUUUGAUGGUUAUUUUGAAGUUUCUGCUCGUACUCAACAAGGAUUGAAGAAUAUAUUUGAUGAAGCUUGUAGAAUUGCAAGUAGUAGAAAGGCUGAUAGAAAGCCAGUUUCUUAUGAUUCAGAUGCUUCAUCUGAAGCUGAAGAAGAAACUGAAUGGGAUAAGAAGGCAAGAGAAGUUGAAGAUCCAUUCCCAGAAAAAUACAAAUUUGGUAUUUAUUUAAUUGAUCAAUAUGGAAAGACUGUAGAGGAUAAAUUCAUUUUGAAAACAGAAGUUGCAAGCUAUUGGAAAUUACUUGUUGCACUGGUUAAGAAAUUGAGAGAUUUUGGUGGAAAGAAAGAUGAAGAAGAGGAAGAAGAGGAAGAAAAGAAACUCGUUGCAAACUACUUUGACGAUAAUCAAUUUAAAAUUUACAUUGAAGAUCCAGAUUUUAAGGAUUUCUUCUUAUUGGAUUCUUUUGAAUUAUUGAAAGAAGUUGGUGAAAAGUCCAAUAAUAAUGUCAAGUUGCAAUUGGUUGGUAGUUGGUAA